This is a messenger RNA of Mollisia scopiformis, 342 nucleotides long. RefSeq lists its product as uncharacterized. The transcript is spliced from 2 exons. The record is from RefSeq and is a predicted model, not a curated record. Bases 1 to 342 code for a protein of 113 amino acids. NCBI's taxonomy places the organism in Eukaryota, Fungi, Ascomycota, Leotiomycetes, Helotiales, Mollisiaceae.
AUGUCUCUCGCUGGUACAGCAGCAUCCUGGUCUCAAACCUUAAAUCCACGGCAUGGGGACGCCGGAGAAAAGAACGCCUUGCCGCCUGAUCCAGUAAGAGCGCAAUCCAAACUCGCAGCCGUCAAUGGCCCCAACGACGAAUAUGGGAGAACAUGGGGGGUCGAGGGCGCCACCGGUGUCGGUCAUUGGCUCCAGGAUCGACGGUCCCCAGCAGCUGCACCGUGGGAAAAAGAGAGAGCACACCCUCGCAAGCCCAAAAGCCCAGCCCAUCCCAGCCUGCCAAGUGCCCCCGUCGAUUUGGACCAACCCUCCGCGUCCCUCGGAUUCCCACCGUCGUCGUGA